UCAUCAGGCACCCCGUGUCCCUGGAGCAGGUCUGGGGGAUUUGGGAACCUGUUCAUCAGGCACCCCGUGUCCCUGGAGCAGUACCUGAUGGAGGGCAGCUACAACAAAGUGUUCCUGGCCAAGGGCAACAUCCCAGCAGAGAGCUACACCUUCUUCAUCGACAUCCUGCUGGACACCAUCAGGGAUGAGAUCGCUGGCUGCAUCGAGGCCGCCUACGAGCGCAUCCUGUUCCCUGAGGCCGCGCGGAUCCUGUUCUUCAGCUCGCCCCGAAAAAUGACCGAGUACGCCAAGAAGCGGGGCUGGGUGUUGGGCCCCUCCAACUAUUACAGUUUUGGGGGUCGGCAGCAGAAGGCUGAGGAUCCCCCGAUCCCCUCCACGGAAUUGGCCACGCAGGUGAUCGAGUACGCCCGGCAGCUGGAGAUGAUCGUCUGAGGGCCCAAAAAAUUCACAUUUCCCCUCCAGUCCCUUUUCCCCACUGCCUUUCUCAACGUUUAAAGUGUUGUUUUUGGGUUUUUUUUUGUUUUUUUUUGGUGGGGGUUUAACUGUUUCAAUUGUGAUUUGGGCCUCCCCUCACACAACGACCCCCCCCCCCCCAAAACCCCCAUUUGUUCUCCUUAUUUCCCUUAUUUUAUUGCGUUUUUCAGUGGGGGGUUUUCAAGGGCUUUAAAUAUUUUUUUUGGGGGGGGUAAUGUAUUUAAAAGUGGUCGUUGGGGGCGUCUCAAACUCCUGGGACCCCCAAAAUCCUCCUUUAUUCCCAUUUUUCCUUUGUAUUUUGUUGUAUUCCUGGGGCCAGUCUUGAUGUGGGGGAACCCAAAACCCCCUCGGACCCCCAAAAUCCCCCUUUCAACUCCCGUUUUCCCCCACAUUAUUUUGAGAUUUAACAAUUUAAAACGUUCUUUUGGCGGCUCCCCGGUGUGUGGGGAUUUGGAGACCCCUCCCUGCCGCACCCCCAUUUCGGGCAGUAGUGGGGGGGCUGAGCCCCUCCCUCAAAAGAAUGUACCCUAAAAUAUUGUUCCAAUAAAGUGCUGGA
Messenger RNA from Cinclus cinclus, 1030 nucleotides. RefSeq names its product proteasome 26S subunit, non-ATPase 8 (gene PSMD8). NCBI's taxonomy places the organism in Eukaryota, Metazoa, Chordata, Aves, Passeriformes, Cinclidae. The record is from RefSeq and is a predicted model, not a curated record. Gene Ontology annotation, biological process: proteasome-mediated ubiquitin-dependent protein catabolic process. Gene Ontology annotation, cellular component: nucleus; proteasome regulatory particle; cytosol. The transcript is spliced from 4 exons. The coding region runs from base 88 to 432 and encodes 114 amino acids.